CGUACAUACGUUUUCGGUAUCAGUUUUGUAUCACAAACUUUAGAUAGCAAUACAUUCUUCAUCCUGCCAGCCUUUCUCAUCAGAUUGCCACCAUGCCUCAUAUCGAGCUCGAAUAUCCCAAACAGCCCUAUAGUACCGUCAAGCGCUAUAACAACCGCGCGUCCUAUGCCCUUCGCACAAUCCACACAAUUAUAAACACCAGCCCCAUCCUCCACGUCUCCUUCAACUCCCCCAGCUCAUCGUUCCCCGCCAUUCUCCCCAUGCUCGGGCAGAUGGGCUCCUUCGCCCGCCCCUCCGCCGACGAGGGCGACGUCCUCGACCUGUACCUGCACGGCUACGUCUCGUCCCGCAUGGUCAACACCUCGCGCCAGUCCUCGUCCGAGACCCCGGGCCUCCCCGUUUGCGUUGCGGCAUCUCACCUAGACGGCCUAGUCCUCGCGUUGACCCCCAAUUCACACAGCUACAACUACCGUUCAGCCGUGCUCUUCGGACACGCCUCCGUCGUCGAGGAUCCGGACGAGCGUCUGUACGCCAUGGAGCUCAUCACCGACGGCGUCGUGCCCGGUCGCUGGGAGAACUCCCGCGUGCCGCCCAACCGGGCCGAGAUGUCGUCGACGAGCGUGUUGAAGGUGAGGAUCGCGACGGGGAGUGCCAAAAUCCGUGAGGGCCCGCCGGGCGACGAGAGGCACGAUAAGGAGGACGGCGACGUUGUCGGGAGAGUGUGGACGGGCGUUGUACCGGUGUAUCAAACACUUGGGCAACCUGUCUCCGGACCUUACAACCGGGUGGACAACGUUCCCGGGUACUUGAAAAGGUUUGUGGAGCAUUCGAACGAGUCGGCGCGGGAGGUGGCUGUUGACUCGGCGACGAGAAAUGCGGUCAAGAAGCGCGAUGAGGAAGAGUAAGAGCGAGUGACACAUUGGAACUUGGCAAAGGUGACGGAGGAAACCCGUCUUUGAUCGCUUAGUAGAAUCACAGGUUCAGCGCGGGGACUGCAGCCUAUGGGCUCUUUUUUCUUUUCUCUUCUCUUUCUUCUUCUUGUUUGGAACCGAGCAGUAGUUGCGAGCGGAGUUGCCACUCUCGGUCCAAUGUAAUACACCACAGCGAUGAUCGCAGAUCUUGGGAUAUGUACAGACGCAGUCUCCUCCUAACGACAUUGCUUUUCCAUCCGACCCAUGUUCAUAGCGCCGCUUCCCUAGUACACAUACCAACA
Colletotrichum destructivum is the source of this 1213-nucleotide messenger RNA. Its product is annotated as Putative FMN-binding split barrel. The record is from RefSeq and is a predicted model, not a curated record. The transcript has 2 exons. Lineage: Eukaryota; Fungi; Ascomycota; Sordariomycetes; Glomerellales; Glomerellaceae. Bases 93 to 905 code for a protein of 270 amino acids.